ACUGUAAGUUUCCGCUAGCAUCCAACACUAAACUCUAAACAAAAUGGCAUAGAGCCGUAGAGAGUAUAAUCUCUUUCUCUUUCUCUUUUCCCUCUCAAACUCAAAAUUCAAACAACGCUUCAAUGAACAACUCUAACGGCAACCCUAACUCUACUUCACCGUUACCAUGUCUCGUUUCAAUUCCUCCAAUCACUCUCUCCCGCCGGCACCGUCUCUCCGCCACAACCGUCGAGCCGCGAUGUCCGAUCUCAUUUUCGAAGCCAAUGGCGUGGAUUAACCUUGAGGGAAGGGUUGUUAAUGCUAAUGAAGCUAGCGCGGCGAGAACUAUUGGUGGUGGAUUGAGUGAUGAACUUGCAUUUGCUUGGGAUCUUUUUCCGCCUAUUCAUCGGUUUCUUAUUGUUGCUGUUAUUGGUGUUGCUGCUGCUCAGUCGAAAAAGGAUCGAGAGAUUUUCAAUCUUAAGAAAUCCGUUGAGCUUAGGGACCAGCUGUUAUCAAGCAUGCAGGAGAAGCUUGACAAUCUUUGUGAGCAGUUUAACAGUUCUAAAGAGAACACAGUUGCUGCCGUCAACAAGUUAUCCACCAAGGAUGGAGAAUUGCAAUUAGAUGAAACAUUUGGCUCUGAGCGAAUUAAGUUUGUUGAUUGCGGUUGUUGGCAUUGUGAUGAACACUCUUCCUUCUGUAAUGAAUAUAUGCAGGGUGCCUUGAGUAGAAGAGCCUCCGGUGGAAAUGAGGUCCUCCAAUAUAAGUCACCCUUCUCUAAUGAAGACCAAGAGGAGAGAAGAAUGUCUGGCUUGUCGGAUUUGGCUUCAAGUGUCACAUCUGCUGCUGAUAUCCAGUUUAACAACUUGGCUGUAGAGCAAGAUGUUUAUAAUCUUAAGAGGGACUCCGAAGAGAAGGAGACCACAAUAAAGGAGCUGACCACUCUGCUAAACUCUUCAGAGGUUGCUAAUAGCAAGAGGGUUUCUGAAUUAGAAGACAUUAUACGGAGGAAGAAUACAACAAUUUCAAAACUAAAGAAGGAUUUGGUUGUUCUGGAACAAAAGGUUAUGCAGCUUUCAAGGCUUCGUCGACCAUCCUUCUCUGCAAGUAUUCCAAAUGAAAUUCAGCUGCCACAAAUGAGAGAUAACCUCAUUUAUGAUAUGGACAGCACCACUAGCCCCUCAUCUUCUGAUUCUGAUAGUUCUCCUGUCAACAAUGUACAAGAUCUUCCUGUUGAUGUCAUUAUGCCAAUCAAGAGUUCUGAAUCUACAAUUGGUCAGAUGUCUACGCCAGCAAAAAGCUUAAAUUCUUCAGGGGGACUCAUUGAACGCCGCUCGAAAUUUCGAUCCGCUGGUCCUCUUAAAGAAAUUCCUUCUUAUCAGAAAUCUAAUGCAGCUUCUUCUUCGAGCCAAAAACAAUUGUCACCUCGUAAGGACUUAAAAAAGAGUAGAAGACGAUCUCUCAAUGGAACUAAGUGUGCGAGUGCAAAUAAGAGAUGGGUUUAGUAGCGAGUUGCUGUGGAAUGUAGCAGAGUACAGGUUGCCUUUUGUUCUUACAUAUUUUGGAUUUUCUUCUUAGACUGCGCUAUUCUUUGCAAUUAGCCAACAGGAUCAAAUAGUAGCAAACAAUAGGUAGUGAGUCAAUAUUCUACAGGUUUAUGGUGAUACUAUUUUAAAAACUUGUUGCGUUGUUAAAUUACAGAUUGUAGCAGCAGGGACUAUUUUAAGUUUUAGCCAUUAAA
Molecule: messenger RNA, 1720 nt
Organism: Medicago truncatula (barrel medic)
Lineage: Eukaryota; Viridiplantae; Streptophyta; Magnoliopsida; Fabales; Fabaceae
Exons: 7
Coding region: 123-1484 (453 amino acids)
Source: RefSeq, a predicted model, not a curated record